This is a messenger RNA of Heterocephalus glaber (naked mole-rat), 540 nucleotides long. It is a transcript of the gene Rpl39, whose product is annotated as ribosomal protein L39. Lineage: Eukaryota; Metazoa; Chordata; Mammalia; Rodentia; Bathyergidae. Gene Ontology annotation, molecular function: structural constituent of ribosome. The record is from RefSeq and is a predicted model, not a curated record. Gene Ontology annotation, biological process: translation. Gene Ontology annotation, cellular component: cytosolic large ribosomal subunit; ribosome.
GCCCCCUCCCCCCGAGGGCGCAGGCGCAGAGGGGAAAGGGGAAAGAUGACUAGGGCAAUCUCCAGGCCGCGGCCCGUGCGCGGCGUCACCUCCUAAGCUCCGCCUCCUUACGGCGCCUUCUAAAUGCGUGCUUCCGCCUUCUUCGUUCUCUUCUGCUUCUGUCCGCCAUCGCGUGCGUGUGCUUGCCUCCGAGCCUAGCCAUGUCUUCUCACAAGACUUUCAGAAUCAAGCGAUUCCUGGCCAAGAAGCAAAAGCAGAAUCGUCCCAUUCCUCAAUGGAUUCGGAUGAAGACUGGUAAUAAAAUCAGGUACAACUCCAAGAGGAGACACUGGAGGAGGACCAAGCUGGGACUGUAAAGAAUUGAACAUGAAAUGCAGCAUAUUUCUCUACCAAGAGUCAAAAAAUGAUACAUUCUUUAUCAUGGUCGAGAUUACCAUAUCAAGCUUAAAUACGAUUGGCUGGACAGUUGAAUGUGCUUAAUCAGGAAUCUUGUUCUGUGAUCACACUGAGUCAACAAUAAAUGUUUUGAAACCUUUUGAA